Sparassis crispa is the source of this 321-nucleotide messenger RNA. RefSeq lists its product as hypothetical. The transcript has 3 exons. Bases 1 to 321 code for a protein of 106 amino acids. NCBI's taxonomy places the organism in Eukaryota, Fungi, Basidiomycota, Agaricomycetes, Polyporales, Sparassidaceae. The record is from RefSeq and is a predicted model, not a curated record.
AUGUCCCCAUCCACCGAGUCAGAGUCCUCUGGCAAGCAGAGUUCUACUCAGAAGUCGCCGUCGGGCGGAAAGAGGGAGGAGGCUUCGUUCCAUAUCCUUCCCCAUCCUGCAACCAAUGAUCCUAGAGAUCUCGAAGGCCCACAGCUUGGCGGUGGGCUGAACAGUAACCCUGAGAUCGGGGCGUUCCAUGCGCGUGAGCCGUACGUUCCCAGCCCCGCGCUCAUGCAGAAUGUGGAGCAGCCUAAGACCCGCGAGGAACUGAGAGCGAGGGCAGCAGAAUUAAAUCAGAAGAGCCAAAAGCAUACCGAGAACAGGGGAUGA